Phodopus roborovskii (desert hamster) is the source of this 2040-nucleotide messenger RNA. RefSeq names its product GPN-loop GTPase 2 (gene Gpn2). The record is from RefSeq and is a predicted model, not a curated record. NCBI's taxonomy places the organism in Eukaryota, Metazoa, Chordata, Mammalia, Rodentia, Cricetidae. The transcript is spliced from 5 exons. The coding region runs from base 161 to 1093 and encodes 310 amino acids. Gene Ontology annotation, molecular function: GTPase activity. Gene Ontology annotation, cellular component: cytoplasm.
ACUAUGCCUUUGGCGUGUGGGCGGGACUUCCUCUUAGACAACUUCCGGUGGUGUCCGGAAGUCGGAGCUUUCCCCUUCCUUGCCGGUUAGUUUGCAGGCUUUCUGCGUGGGUCGCCUUGUUUUAGUUCGGGAGGCGCCUGUGGGCUGCCGUGCUCCGCCCAUGGCGGGGGCUGCACCGGCCACGGCCUUCGGGCAAGCGGUGAUCGGGCCCCCGGGCUCGGGGAAGACCACGUACUGCCUGGGCAUGAGUGAGUUCCUGCGCGCGCUCGGCCGGCGCGUGGCGGUCGUGAACCUGGACCCGGCUAACGAAGGGCUGCCUUAUGAGUGUGCCGUGGAUGUGGGCGAGCUGGUGGGGCUGGGCGACGUGAUGGACGCGCUGCGCCUGGGGCCCAACGGUGGCUUGCUCUACUGCAUGGAGUACCUGGAAGCCAACCUGGACUGGCUGCGCGCCAAGCUCGAGCCCCUCCGAGGCCACUACUUUCUCUUCGACUGCCCCGGCCAGGUGGAGCUCUGCACGCACCAUGCCGCCCUUCGCAGCAUCUUCUCCCAGAUGGCACAGUGGGACCUCAGGCUGACAGCGGUCCACCUUGUAGAUUCUCACUACUGCACAGACCCAGCCAAGUUCAUCUCGGUACUGUGCACCUCCCUGGCCACCAUGCUGCACGUGGAACUGCCCCAUGUCAACCUCCUCUCCAAGAUGGACCUUAUUGAGCACUAUGGGAAGCUGGCCUUCAACCUGGACUACUAUACCGAAGUCCUGGACCUCUCCUACCUGCUUGAGCACCUGGCAUCUGACCCUUUCUUCAGUCACUACCGUCAGCUCAAUGAGAAACUAGUACAACUCAUUGAAGACUACAGCCUGGUGUCCUUUAUCCCUCUGAACAUCCAGGACAAGGACAGCAUCCAGCGAGUCCUGCAGGCUGUGGAUAAAGCCAAUGGUUACUGUUUUGGGAUUCAAGAGCAGCGAAGCCUGGAGGCCAUGAUGUCCGCUGCGAUGGGAGCUGACUUUCACUUCUCCUCCACUCUGGGCAUCCAAGAGAAGUACUUAGCAUCCCCGGACCAGACAGCCGAGCAGGAAGCCAUGCAGCUGUAACAGCUGGGCCUGGGUCACGGGCAGCUGGAUAUGGACCCAAAAGCUGCAUCCAGCCAGAGCAGCUGGGAGGAAGCAGCCAUCCCUGCUGAGGUCUUCUGGAUAAAAAGCCCCCUCGUCGGUGUCUUCAGACUCGCCCUUCCCCCACGGAAUGCUACCUAAAUUGAGGACUGGCUCUCCUUAGGCUAUAGUGGGAUGUACAAUGAUAUGAGAUUAUUUUCUAUUUUUUGUGUGCUUCAAACUUGUCUCAAACCCUUGGGAACCAAGGAUUCGGAGCAGAACAAAGGAAUGUCUCUGUCCCUGCAAAUAGUCCUAUUUCUCUGUUUUGUUUUAAUUACAUUUAAUGUUUGUGCACAAGUGUGUGUGAGUGGGCAGGUAUGGGAAUGGAGGAGGGGAUAGGUCGUGUGAGAUGCUUCUCUCCUGCGUUCUGGGGUUGAACUCGGGUUAUGGGACUUGGUGACAGGUCCAUCUAUCUGCUCCAUCUCAGCAGCCCAGUGUGUUUCUUCACUCAGGGUUCACACAGCCUCAGCUCAGGUAGGUGUGUGUACACAACUCUCCUGUGAGUUGUUCAUUCUUCAGUGCCAACAGCUUUAAGCUCAGGCAUCUGCAGGUGACUCUUCCUCCCCAGACCUUAUUUAAUACUUUAUUUUUAUCCUAUGAUUUACAUGGUUUUUGCCUAAUUAGUCAAAGUUUGAAAGAUUAGCCAGACAGUGGUGGAACAUGUCUUUAAUCCCAGUACGUGGGAGGCAGAGGAAGGUGUUCAAGACCAGACUGGCCUACAGAGAAAGUUCCAGGACAGCCAGAGCUACACAGAGAAACCCUGUCUCAAAAAAUCAAAAAGGAAAGGGAAAAAAAAAAAAAAGAUUAUGAUGACUAACUCAGUAGCUAGCAUGCACAAAGUGCCAGGGUCAAUCCCCAGCACUGCCAAAAGAUAAAGAUUACUUCAAAAA